UUUAUAUAGAAAGUAAACAAUAAAUGAAACUGUAGUCAAUAUGCGCCGCCGAGUGGGUCUAGGUGCCAUACAGCAGCAAAAGUUGGCUGCCGAAAAAUAUAAGGAUAAAGGGGCCGAUUUGCAGGAAUCUCAAUUGGAGCAAAUGACGAAACAAAUGGAAGUUUUUCGCAAUAAAUUGGAAGAGUUUGCCAUGAAACACAAGGAAGACAUACGCAAAAACUCGCAGUUCCGAAGACAAUUUCAGGAAAUGUGCGCUGCCAUUGGAGUGGAUCCUCUUGCCACUGGAAAAGGAUUCUGGAGUGUGCUUGGCAUGGGAGAUUUCUAUUACGAGCUUAGCGUGCAGGUUGUGGAAGUAUGCCUUGCAGCCAAUCAUAAAACUGGCGGCCUUAUGGAAUUAGACGAACUUCGCCGUCGUCUCAUAGCCGCACGUGGUCAAAGUGCGGUUCAUCAGGAGAUUACAAAAGAGGACAUACUCAUGGCAGCAAAAAAAUUGAUCAUUUUUGGCAACGGCUUCGUUGUUCACAAGCUGGGUAAGGGUAAAUACAUUGUCCAAUCUAUUCCGGGUGAGCUAAGCAUGGAGGAAACCAACAUACUCAGUGCUGCAGCUAAUACGGAAAGUGGCUACGUCACCCAAAAUCAACUCAUUAAAGACUUGGGAUGGACCGAAUACCGCACAAAACAAGCGCUGGAAAAGGUAUUAGGCGAGGGCCUGUGCUGGAUUGAUAAACAAUCGGAUGUUGAGCCAAGUUAUUGGUUUCCUAGCUUGUUUCCCGGUCGCAAUGCACAAAUCGCUGCUGCAUAGUUACUUGUAAAAAAAAUGUAUAUAAAACUAUUUAACAAUCUACUACAAAAUAUAAUUGCAUAUACAUGUUACA
Drosophila novamexicana is the source of this 875-nucleotide messenger RNA. RefSeq names its product vacuolar-sorting protein SNF8 (gene lsn). The record is from RefSeq and is a predicted model, not a curated record. Gene Ontology annotation, cellular component: ESCRT II complex. NCBI's taxonomy places the organism in Eukaryota, Metazoa, Arthropoda, Insecta, Diptera, Drosophilidae. Gene Ontology annotation, biological process: protein transport to vacuole involved in ubiquitin-dependent protein catabolic process via the multivesicular body sorting pathway. The coding region runs from base 41 to 802 and encodes 253 amino acids. The transcript has 3 exons.